Messenger RNA from Laccaria bicolor S238N-H82, 909 nucleotides. RefSeq lists its product as uncharacterized. The coding region runs from base 1 to 909 and encodes 302 amino acids. The transcript is spliced from 4 exons. NCBI's taxonomy places the organism in Eukaryota, Fungi, Basidiomycota, Agaricomycetes, Agaricales, Hydnangiaceae. The record is from RefSeq and is a predicted model, not a curated record.
AUGUCUUCGGGCUACAUAGCUCUUCCUGGGCCCAAAUCGUCAUCCAAGUUUCCCCUUGAGCAGCUGGUUGGGCCUCAGUCGCGGUUUAAGAUGCAGAAGGUCGUUUGGGAUGGCACAUUCUCCAUACCCAUCGUCGACGAAGGUGGUCGAUACAUCGGGCUCUGUGCCGGCUCUGAUGCCUCCAAUUGGCCAGACACGCAUCAGUCUGCUGCCACUGCUCUGGAGGAAACUCGAGGAGGGGUGUCCUGGGGAAAAGAGGAUAGGCGGCAUAGGCAUGGGACCUUCUUUGCACGUAACGUUGGUAUCUCACAUGGGGGUGGACAGACUAGGCCCAUGGUUUUGCAUCACAAUGCCCCCGACGAUGCAGUUCUCUCUGGGCUCCUGAAACACCCCUCAUUCGUUCGAAUGGCUGGACAUGCGUCAGGCUCCACUCCUACUACGCCGACCACCUACAGAAGCUCCUGGACCACGACAAGACCCUCACCUGUAACUUUGAAAACAGCGUCUUUGCCACCUGUGCCUUCAACUUUGGCCUGCAAACCAUAUGCCAUUGACAUCGCGACCACGCCAACCUACCCUUUGGCUGGUGUGCCAUCACGGCGCUUGGGCAGCCACUUGGUUCUCUGGGACCUUGGAUUGGUCAUUGAGUUCCCCCCCGGAUCCACAAUCUUUAUUCCUUUGGCGUUGUUAGACCAUUCCAACGCCUCGAUUCAGAAGGAAGAGCAACGCUAUUCCUUUAUGCAGUAUACGGCUGGGGGGACAUUUCAGUGGGUUGAUUACGGGUUCCAAAAGGCAGACGAAUACCUUGCGUCUCUGUCUGAGGAGGAGCAGCAGGCAGCAGCUGAAGAAGGUCGUGAUCGAUUGGCGUUUGGACUCUCUCUUUUUUCCACCAUCAAUGAAUUUCAAUAG